AUGCCAAAACACGGAAAGUACCGAAUGGAAAGCAAAGCCCUAUCGUUUCUGCGAGAUGCUCUAACCGCGAAGCAGUUGCGAGUAGAAAUUUGGAAACCUGCACCAGGCCAGACAAAGAAAGCAUCGAAGUUUGUCCUGGAGAAGGAGGCAUCCCCUGGAAAUUUACAGGCGGUAGAAGACCUUCUGUUCGUCAACUCUGACAUUCUUUCCGCCCCUAUUGUUAUGGCGAUCAAGAUUGUAUCUGCUUCCGCAGACAAGACGAAGACUAAAACGGUUGGAAUAGCAUUUGCAGACACUAGUAUCAGACAACUAGGAGUGGCAGACUUUGUUGACAAUGACUUGUUUUCAAACACAGAGAUCAAGUCUCUAAUAAUACAACUCUCUGUCAAAGAGGCGCUAAUUCCAACCGGCACUGCAUCUGGGAAUACCGAUCGUGAUAUUGACUUGAAUAAACUCAAAGCAGUAUUGGAGCGGUGUGGAGUGGUCAUUACCGAAAAGAAACCUAGUGAAUUUACCGCAAAGAAUAUCGAAGAUGACCUAAUGAAGUUGCUUGUGCAAGAUCCGGGUUCUUCUGCUACAGUGGGUAAUCCUCAAACCAUAUCUCAGCUAUCUCUUCCUGUGGCUCCAUCUGCCCUGUCUGCUCUAGUAAACUAUCUAUCAUUACUUACGGAUCCGUCGAAUCACGGAGCGUUUAGCAUCCGAACUCAUGACCUAUCACAAUACAUGAGAUUAGAUGCUAGUGCUCUUCGUGCUCUCAAUUUAACCGAGCCACCUGGGGUCUAUCAAUCGAAAUGCUACUUUACUUGGUCUCCUCAUAAAUGCAAGACUGCACAGGGCACAAGAUUGCUGGGGAGUUGGCUAAAGCAGCCAUUAGUCAAUCUUCAUGAGAUCCUUGUCGGUCAUCGUCAGAAAAGAGGCAGAAAUUUAGUUGAGAUGUUUGUUGACGAUUCUUCUACUCGUAGAAAUCUUCAGGACGACUUCCUCAAAUUUAUGCCUGACAUGCAUCGUAUCAGCAAGCGUUUCAAGAAAUCAGCCGCCUCUCUGGAAGAUGUCGUCAGAGUGUACCAGGUUGUGCUUAAAAUUCCUGGUCUCAUAGCCAAUCUUGAAGGCACGCAAACAGAACAAGACGAUUAUAAGUCUCUGCUGGAAGAGAUUUACCUUAAAGAUUUCCGGGAAUUUAACGAAAACCUCU
Molecule: messenger RNA, 1192 nt
Organism: Serpula lacrymans var. lacrymans S7.9
Lineage: Eukaryota; Fungi; Basidiomycota; Agaricomycetes; Boletales; Serpulaceae
Exons: 11
Biological process (GO): mitotic recombination; mismatch repair
Cellular component (GO): nucleus; MutSalpha complex
Molecular function (GO): ATP binding; ATP-dependent DNA damage sensor activity; mismatched DNA binding
Source: RefSeq, a predicted model, not a curated record